This is a messenger RNA of Microtus ochrogaster (prairie vole), 2565 nucleotides long. RefSeq names its product golgi associated kinase 1A (gene Gask1a). Gene Ontology annotation, cellular component: Golgi apparatus. NCBI's taxonomy places the organism in Eukaryota, Metazoa, Chordata, Mammalia, Rodentia, Cricetidae. The record is from RefSeq and is a predicted model, not a curated record.
AUUAUUUAUCUCAUUGUAUGUGUGUGUAUGCAUUUAUGUAUGUUUCUGUGUGAGUAUGGGUACCCCAGGGAGGCUUGAAGAGGGGACCAGAUCUCAUGCUAGUGGAGUUAGAAGCACCUGUGAGCUGCCCAGCGUGGGUGCUGGGAACUGAACUCAGGUCCAGUAUGUGCUCUCCACGGCUGAGCCCACUGCUCUGAUUUUCUUAGACUUGGACUUCCAUGGAGCUUUAUUUGUAUGUGUGUUUGGAAUGGUCAUAAAGAUCACAGAAUGGAAAGGAACGGGGUCAGCACUAGCUGGUGAGGACUUAGUGGGCGGAGUCUGCGGGAGGCAUGGUAAUCACUGUGGCAGCUAACCCAGAGAAGUCCAGGCCUGUCUGUAAGGAUCAGUGAAGCCUGGCUCAGAAGCAAGCCAAACUCUGAAGCUGGGGGACAGUUGGCUGGGCUGUCACGUUCCCCUUUGUGGGGCAAGCUAGGUGUCCUGCUGUUGCUUCCUGCCCCUUAUGCACUGUUCACAGUCUUUAAUGUUCUGUGGUUUGAAGUUGGUGGCUUUCCCCGUUCUCAUGCUCUCUUUGCUACCCUGUCCUCAGGCGUCUUGGCUCUGGAGAAGGCUUCGUGGCAAGAAACGGUCAGUGAUGGCAUUCUGCCUCCUGAUGAUCCUAUCUGCAGUGACUGUCACUCACUUCCCCCCGGAGCAUCCAGCGUCCACCCCCAGACUUGGUCCCCUAGAGCUCCAGGGGAAAAUCGGCAUGCCUGAGCCCAACAUUUGGCAGACUUUGAACUCCAGCCAGAGGCAGCGGGCAAGAAACCUGGGCUUCCGAAAAGGCCGGGCUUUGCCCAGAGAUUCCAUCUUGGUCUGUGCCGAGAAGCAAAGCCACAGAGUGCGAGUAGACAGAAGCACACACCCACUGAGGGUCAGGAGAGAUGCCGCUGGGCCAGGAGGUCCAACACUCAGUGUCCAGCAUCGUGUGCAGGAGAACGAGGUCAGAGAUGCAGGAGGCACAGACCUGGACCAGCCUGAGCACAGUGGUCCUGUCCAAGAGAGGCAGAAUAAGACAGACACCCUGGUUAGACCACUCCAGGCAAGCAGCCUGGCAACUUUCCAGGCACGGGGAGGAACCGCUGCAGUGAGUUUGGCUGGGAGCUCCCUGCCAGGAGCCAAGGACAGAGUCUUGCCUGGUGGGAAGGCUGGGGGUAUCACCUCAGGUCCAGGGACUCACUGGUGGCCUGGUACUGCUGCAGAGCUGCAGAGGUCCCCGUGGUGCCAUACUGAGACCCCCGGGUCAUUGGCCAGUGCGGCAGCUGGGGAGCAGGUUCCACCGUGGUUCACAGAACAUGACAUCCAGACUCUCUGGUUAUUGGCCCAUGGGGAGGUGGUGGGCAAAGCCAGGGUUCCCGCCCACGGGCAGGUGCUGCAGGUCGGACUAUCUGCUACAGGUGCCUUCCAGGACAUGUCUCCUCUCAGGCUCAGCCAACUCUGCUCCCAGGGCCUCUGCGGCCUCAUUAAGAGGCCCAGGGACCUGCAUGAAGUCCUAGCCUUCCAUGUGGACCGUGUACUGGGGCUCCGACGGAGCCUGCCUGCUGUAGCCCGGGGCUUUCACAGUCCUCUUCUGCCUUACCGCUACACGGAUGGCGGUCUGAGACCCGUCAUCUGGUGGGCACCCGAUGUGCAGCACCUAGGAGACCCAGAUGAGGAUCAGAACUCUCUAGCCUUGGGCUGGUUGCAGUACCAGGCCCUGCUGGCUAGCGGCUGCAGCUGGCCAGGCCAGAGCCUGUGCCCGGGCAUCCACCAUGCUGAGUGGGCACGUUUGGCCCUCUUUGACUUCCUGCUGCAGGUCCAUGACCGCCUGGAUCGCUACUGCUGCGGCUUUGAGCCCGAGCCCUCAGACCCCUGUGUGGAAGAGGGGCUUCGAGAGAAAUGUCAGAACCCAGAAGAGCUGCGGCUGGUGCACAUCCUGGUCCGGAGCAGUGAUCCAUCUCGUUUGGUGUUCAUAGACAAUGCCGGUAAUCUCCAGCAACCUGAGGACAAGCUGAACUUUCGGCUGCUGGAAGGCAUCGAUGGGUUUCCUGAGUCCGUUGUGAAGGUUCUUGCAUCAGGGUGUCUACAGAACCUGCUGCUCAAGUCGCUGCAGAUGGACCAGGUGUUCUGGGAGAGCCAAGGCGGAGCCAGAGGUCUGAAGCACGCCCUUGAGACACUGGAGGGGCGAGGACAGGUCCUGCUGAGACACAUUCAGAGGCACAACCUCACGCUGUUUGGGGACACGCUGUGAGUCCACCUCUGUCUGGGCAGAGCACACCCUGCUGGAAGACUUCCCAUGAUGUAAGCCUGAGCUGGUGAGUGUGCUUCCCAUUGGCAGUAUUUCCUUGACACAGUUGCCCAUCCCAGGCAAAUGGGGAAAGUCAGAAGCUGGAGGAGCCUACGGCAUCAUGGGAUGGAUGGCUCACCUGCUGAGAUGGACUGGCGCCUUCAACAGCGCAUUCCUGUCUGAAUUCCCAGCUCUGGCUAUUUACUCCAAUGCAGCAAUAAACAUGUUUAAGAAUGUUCUGUGAGCCGUUCCCUGCAUGUGUA